AUGGGUCAUGUGAAUGUAGUAUACCAGCUCCUGCAAGCAUCUCUAGCGCAACGGCUACUACUGCUCGUCCCUCUCGUCCUCGUCCUAAUGCUACUGCUGCACCUCGCCUCCCGAAGCCGUCGUGGCAGCAACGAAAAACAGCAGCGACGACCGAAGCAUAUCCUGCCUCCUUCGCCUCCUGGCCUGCCCAUCAUAGGCCACCUGCACCUCGUCGGUGACCUCCCGCACGUCUCGCUCCGCAGCCUGGCCGCAAAGCACGGCGGCCUCAUGCUCCUCCGAUUCGGCACCGUCCCAAACCUCGUCGUGUCGUCGUCGCGCAAGGCUCGGCUGAUCAUGCAAACACAUGACCACGCCUUCGCCUCGCGGCCGGCUUCCAAGAUCUCCAAUACCCUCGUGUAUGGGUCAUCUGAUAUUGCCUUCUCCCCCUACGGCGAUCAUUGGCGUCAGCUUAGGAGGCUCGUUACCACGCACCUCUUCACUGUCAAGAAGGUGAACUCCUACCGGCUCUCCCGCCAAGAGGAGGUGCGCCUAGUGAUCAAGAAGAUCCAGGAGGCGGCAGCUGCGAGCAAGGAGGUGGACAUCAGCGAAAUGAUGAACACGUUCGCCAACGAUAUCGUGUGUCGUGCCGUGUCAGGAAAGUUCUUCAGGGCGGAAGGGCGGAACAAGGUCUUCCGAGAGCUGAUCCAGCUGAAUAUUAUUCUGUUUGGAGGGUUCAGCCUCGAAGACAACUUCCCAGGGCUAGCGAACGUGUUAGGUUUGCUCACCAGGUGGUUUGUAAGCAACAAGGCCGACGAGGCACACAAAAGAUGGGACGAUUUACUUGAAACGAUAGUAAGCGACCACGAGAGACGAAGAAGAUCUGAGCAUGGGCAUGGUGGUGGUGGUGGUGUUGAUCAAGAAGAGAGUGACUUCAUCGAUGUGUUGCUCUCAGUUCAGCAAGAGUAUGGUAUCACUAGAGAUCAUCUCAAGGCCAUCUUGAUGGACAUGUUUGGUGCGGGCACGGAGACUUCAUCACUAGUUCUAGAACUCGCCAUGGCGGAGCUUAUGCGCCACCCUCAGCUCAUGAGCAAGCUACAAGCCGAGGUGCGGAAGAACACACCCAAAGGACAAGAGAUGGUUGAGCAAGAUAACCUAGCUAGCAUGCCAUAUCUAAGAGCCGUGGUGAAAGAGACGCUGAGGUUGCACCCACCGGUACCACUCCUGCUUCCUCACCUCUCAAUGGUGGACUGUGACGUGGAUGGCUACAGAAUCCCCUCGGGAACACGAGUCAUCAUCAACGCAUGGGCCAUCAGUAGGGAUCCGGAGUCCUGGGAGAGCGCGGAGGAGUUCGUGCCGGAGAGGUUCAUGGACGCUGCCAGCGCCGCGGCCAUUGACCUGAGGGGGAACGACUUCCAGUUCGUGCCGUUCGGGGCUGGCCGGAGGAUCUGCCCGGGCCUCAACUUUGGCCUGGCUACUGUUGACAUUAUGUUGGCAAACCUCGUCUACUGUUUUGACUGGGGUCUGCCCAUUGGCAUGGAGGAAGAGGAUAUUGAUAUGACAGAGGUGUUCGGAUCGACAGUCCGUCGAAGGGAGAAGCUCAUCCUGCUUCCGGAACCACAUGCGUGCGCAUGUUAG
This is a messenger RNA of Miscanthus lutarioriparius, 1614 nucleotides long. NCBI's taxonomy places the organism in Eukaryota, Viridiplantae, Streptophyta, Magnoliopsida, Poales, Poaceae. The record is from the annotation of a GenBank genome assembly.